This is a messenger RNA of Tetrapisispora phaffii CBS 4417, 1884 nucleotides long. RefSeq names its product SAGA complex subunit SPT8 (gene SPT8). Gene Ontology annotation, molecular function: RNA polymerase II general transcription initiation factor activity; protein binding. Bases 1 to 1884 code for a protein of 627 amino acids. Gene Ontology annotation, cellular component: transcription factor TFIID complex. The record is from RefSeq and is a predicted model, not a curated record. Gene Ontology annotation, biological process: transcription initiation at RNA polymerase II promoter. NCBI's taxonomy places the organism in Eukaryota, Fungi, Ascomycota, Saccharomycetes, Saccharomycetales, Saccharomycetaceae. The transcript has a single exon.
AUGGAUGAAGCAGACGAUAUAUUAGAACAGAAUCAAAUGGACGAUGAGGUGGAGGAAGAUGAUGAGGACGAUUUCAAGGACGUAGAGGAGCGUGCUGAUGAGGACGAAGAGGAUGAGAACGAUGAAGAAGAUGACGAGAAUGACGAAGACGACGACGACGACGAUGAUGACGAUGACGAUGAUGAUGAUGACGAGAAUGAAGAUGACGAUGAUGAGAAUGAGAACGAUGAUGACGACGAUGAUGACGACGAGAAUGAUGACGACAACGACGAAAACGAUGACAACGACGACAACGACGAUGAUGAGAACAACGACAAGGAGGAAAAUACUGAGAGAACGGUAGAGGAUGCUGACGACGCAGAUGUCGAGAUGGAAGAUGGAGAGGAUGAAGAUGAUCAGAAGAAAGAUAUGUCCGCAAUCAAACUUACAAAGACCGAAAAAUUGAGAAACUAUUACUCAACAAUGUUUUGCAAUGCAAAACUCGCAGGAAGUUACUCAAUCUCCCCAACCGUAGCGAUUCCAAUUCAGACUCACGUCAAUGCAAUUACAAUGUCAAAGGGCUUGAAUUAUAUGUUCUUAGGUGGAAGUGAUGGAUACAUUAGAAAAUAUGACUUCAAAAAUAGUAUGGACGGUAAAGCUUCAUUGACGUUAAUUCAAAAACAUUCUCUGCCAGAAUCCAUGGAUUAUGCAGGCAUAACGUUAUCAUAUUGGGAAAAUGAAAUCCCACAAAAGAAAUCAACUGUAAAAUUAACAAAGAACAAUAAAGAAUAUGAACCAUUGGUUAGUCCUGUUUAUUCCCUUGAAGUACAGAGUGAAAGCAUGUAUAUUCUAAGUGGUCUAAAUAAUGGUGGUAUCACCAUGCAAGGUGUGAGAUACAGCGAAGGUUCAAUAGCGCAUUAUUUUAAAACCCCAGGGAGUCAUCAACAAACUGUAAAUUUAUUGAAACUUAAUAAUGAUGAAACAACUUUCUUAAGCGGUUCUUGGGAUAAAAAACUAUUAGAAUGGGAUCUACGGACAGGUAAAAUUAUUAACGACUUCCAAGGUGUCCUUUCAACACCAUCAUCAUUAGAGAUGAGACCAUUGUAUUCAACCGUGGAAAUAUCAGAGAUGGUUGAAAAUCUUAAAAACUCAUCAGCAGAAACGGAAAAUCGUUCUACAAAAGGAGCAGACGAAGAUGAUGAUAUGGAUUCUUUGUUUGGGGAUGAUGAUGAAGCAGCCGAUAAAAGUACUCUGAAGGAUGAUAAAACAAAUGAUGCUGAAAUGAAUGUUGACAUCAACGAAAAUAUAAAAGAACAAAGUCUCGAUGCAACUAAAGCUAAUGAUUCUUUACUAGAAAUUUCCAAAACUACCCUGAAAAGAGUAUAUGAUCCAGAUAUUUUUAUGACAUCUAGUUUGAAUGGUAAUGUCGAUAUUUGGGACAGACGUAUUUCAUCAGGAGUUGCCCUCACAAUUAAGAGAGGAGAGGCUACACCACCAUGGUGUUUAUCUGCCACCUGGUCAGCCGAUGGUGACCAUAUAUAUGCAGGAAGAAGAAAUGCUUGCGUUGAAGAAUUUGAUAUAAAAAUGCCUUCUAAACCUAUAAACACACUUAAAUUACCUUCUAUUUCAGGUUCUGUAUCGUGCGUACGUGCUAUGCCAAACAAUAGGCAUAUUUUAUGCGGUUCUCAAGAUAACAUCAGAUUAUUUGACACUAAAAUAGCAACAGAUACCUCGGGAUCGAAAGGCCGCAAGUACUUCAGUAUUGUUCCAGGGCAUCACGGUGGUAUGAUAUCUGACAUUUAUAUAGAUCCAAGCUGUAGAUUUAUGAUAAGCGCAAGUGGUAACCGUGGUUGGCAAGGUACUACUACGGAUUAUGCAUUAUUGUAUGAAAUUGAUCUUCAAUAA